AUGAUUUUAAUAGCAGUAUGUGGAGUUCUCAAUGGAAUUAUUGGAAUUUUGAAAAGUGUAGAGGAAAUCAUAGAUCAUGAACUUCAAUGCGCUCAUUCAUAUUCAUAUUAUAUUCUGGUGCUUGCCAACUUUGUUAUAUUUCAAGUUUUGAAUCAAAUUAUAUUAUGGGAAAUUGUGUACAUUACCUUUCUCAGAGCCACAGUAAUUUUGGAAGUCAGAUAUGGAAUGAAAACAGAAAACUUGAAACUAUACAUGAGACGCUUUAUCACAGUUCUUUUUACCAUUUUUCUUAUAAAUCACACCGUUCGAAUAUUUUUUCAUCGAAUCGAAGAAGUUACAGAUAACGAUAUGAAAGUACGAGAACUAGGUAUUCCAUGUGAUUCUGAAAAAAUUUACAUAAUUGCUGCAUUUGCUGGAGACUGUCUAAGACGGAUUUUGUUAACGAUAGCAGGGCUCACCAGUUUGAUAAUCCCGAUUCUAAUAAUGAUUAUUCUGUCAAUAUUCUUAAUUAUCGAGUUGCGAAGUUCAUCUGAAACAUUACAAAAGACUCAAGAAUCUUCAACACGCCAAAACUCAGCAGCACGAGCACUUCUUUUGUUUCUUUGUUUUUAUGUUUUGGCAGAACUUCCAUAUGUUUUAUUGUUCAGUGUCGGUUUGUAUAAUCCGGCUGACUUUGAACAAUUGGACGAAUAUAUUUAUAGUCAAGUGGACAUUUUUAUUUAUGCCAAUAUGUGUCUGGGUAUUCUUGUAUAUUCCCUGAUGUCAUCACAGUAUCGGAAAACUGUGAUUGCUACUUUUUGGAGAAGAAAGUCAUCUUCAGUUGUUGAUCAGAGUUCAAGAGUAACAUAAUGCUUCGACAGAUCAAACAUUUUGGAAAACUAGGAGGAAAUAACUGAAAGCGUGAUUCCAUCUGACAUGAUAAUUGUUGGUUGAUUCACAUUGAUAACAUGCUUUAUCUCAAUAUCAGUUUGUUGAUUGUAGUGUCUAACUAAAUGAACAUUCUUUGCUCUUUGAAACAAAUGUUAACGUACUUGAAAUGUUUUCUGACUAGAUAAUAGAUUUCAGUGUUCUGUUAACUUACAUAUGUAUAAUUUCACCUUCUUAGGCAAAUCAACAGUUUGAUUGAAAUUUUUGUUUUGUUUAUUUCGAAAAUUAUACUCUUGAAAUAGAUUGAAAUAUUAUAAAAUCAAUACAAAAUCCAAAAAUAUGAAAGUUUUGUUAACCUUUGCUUCUUUACUAAUUGGCGUUUCCAGCCAUUCACCCGGAAAAACCAUUCAAAAUAAAUAUUGCGGAGUC
Molecule: messenger RNA, 1296 nt
Organism: Caenorhabditis elegans
Lineage: Eukaryota; Metazoa; Nematoda; Chromadorea; Rhabditida; Rhabditidae
Gene: F38E1.6
Product: G-protein coupled receptors family 1 profile domain-containing protein
Exons: 8
Coding region: 1-849 (282 amino acids)
Biological process (GO): G protein-coupled receptor signaling pathway; signal transduction
Cellular component (GO): membrane
Molecular function (GO): G protein-coupled peptide receptor activity; G protein-coupled receptor activity
Source: RefSeq, marked reviewed